Molecule: messenger RNA, 879 nt
Organism: Phycomyces blakesleeanus NRRL 1555(-)
Lineage: Eukaryota; Fungi; Mucoromycota; Mucoromycetes; Mucorales; Phycomycetaceae
Exons: 1
Coding region: 1-879 (292 amino acids)
Source: RefSeq, a predicted model, not a curated record
AUGUCGCAAUUGUUGCCUGCUAAUUGCAUGCAAAGUCUGCCAGCCGAACUUGUGACGUUUUUAACCAGUAUGCAGUCACAGUUCAAUGCACUUAACGAACGUACAACAUAUUUAAAAUCUCUUGCUGCCAAAAAUGUCCAAUUGCAUGCUCAAUUAGCUAAUGUCCGGCAGGAGAAUGCCAAUCUCCGAUCUCAAUUGUUGCAAAACAAUGUGACUGGUCCUGUUCCCAGCUCUGCUUCUCUUCCUGCACCCCAGUCAACUGCAGAUCUUGGAACUGCUGCCUCCACUUGGGCCACCAAAACAAGCUUGAUUCUGCCAGCCAAGACACCUCAAGUUCCUUCUGCCUGCCGGGUUGCUGCCUCUCAAAGACUGUUCUCUGACAAAACUGGUCCUGAUGGUUUUGAAUAUGUUUAUAUUCCUCGCUCACGUUGUAUUAUGCACAGUGAAGUGCACCGCUCUCUCCGCACUCUUGGUGUUGACACUGGUCGCCUGUUAGAUAUUAACUUUCCUGCUCAUGGAGUUAUUGGAAUUCUUGUUCAUGUGCAGUAUCUUGAGGAAUUUAAGUCCCAAUUAGCUAGUGCUAAGGUCUCUCUUGUCAACAACUUUGAUCCACUUCAUCCUAAAAAUGUUGCUGAUCCCAAGUUUGCCAACUUGUCUGUCUCUGGUCUUGAAACCCAGGCUUUGGUUCUCCAAAAUGCCUGCUGUCUCCAAGCUCUCAAGUUUUUGCGUUCUCACUUGGUCCUGCCAGUUGCUCACUUCUUUGUCCAGUCAGAAUGGAUUGGACUUGAGGAAAUUACUGUCCGACCAGUAGCUGAGCACUUUGGUGAUGCUCCAAACAAAAAACGUGUCCUUGAUGCUCUCACUGCUAUCAUUGAAUGA